Molecule: messenger RNA, 4110 nt
Organism: Parastagonospora nodorum SN15
Lineage: Eukaryota; Fungi; Ascomycota; Dothideomycetes; Pleosporales; Phaeosphaeriaceae
Exons: 6
Coding region: 1-4110 (1369 amino acids)
Molecular function (GO): ATP binding; ATP-dependent chromatin remodeler activity
Source: RefSeq, a predicted model, not a curated record
AUGAGCGACAGUGUCGAAGUUCAGCAGCCCGCAGAUCAGGACAUGGAGUUUCAAGACAGCGAUUCACUGUUCGGCGACGAUGACCCGGAUACGACCAUGCCAGAACAGCCGAACAACGAAGAAACCGAGGUCUCUCAAGACUCUAAGAGUACUCAGGUUCCUGCGCCUGAGAAUGCCGAGGACGACGCUGCAGACAGCACUGUUCAUGAGCUGGACGGAGAUGAGGAACCCGAGACGCAACACACCGAGAGCUCGCAGGGUAACGAGGAACCCGAGACGCAACACACCGAGAGCUCGCAGGGCACUGCGGCUCGCGAGGAGCAUAUGGGCAACCCUGAUGACUACACGAACCCGAAACCUGUUCAACAGGAAGUCUCUCAGACCUUCGAGGAGGAGCUUGGACUUGAACCGGGAUCCUUCGACCCUCCGCAGGCGGACUCCAACAUGGGCGAUCCAGGCCAAGAAUCGCAAGAAAGCAACGAUAUCCCCAUGGAAGACGCCAACGCGGGUCAUCCUUCAGUCGAUUCCAGCAGUGUUACACAUGGCCAUGGUCAUGAUGAAGUGCUCCAGGAUGAGCAAUCAGAUGCCCAGCAGCAGAAGAAUUCCAACUUCCAACAGGCUCAUGUCCAAGAUGAGCCACUCGAAAACGACUCCAAUUCCCUUUUCGUCCCAGAACGCUCUUCUCCGGCACCAAUUGCACCAGGAAGCCGAGAUCAUCCGAUGAAUAUGCCACCUCCAUCCCACCCAUCAGUACAUCCCUCUAAGCCGGUCAUGUCGGUGUUCGAUAAGAUUGUCCGCAUGCAGAAGGCCAAUUUAGCAAAGAAGAAUGCGGCACAGAAACAGGCAGCCACACGUCACUUACCUACUGAUGUUACACCUGAAGGCUAUCUGGAAGGCAUCAUGUCGUCCAUCACGCCCCCUGCUUCGACACCGAGACCCGUGGUAGACGAGGCUGAAAUGGAAGAUCGUCAAGCGUUGGCCGAGUACCAGCGGCAGAUGCGACACUACAACGAGUUGAAGCGCAAGAACGGAGUCCUCAGUUUCAGGCAAGAUGUCGAGUUAUUGAAGAUCAGGUCGGCCGAGACAGCACGUAAGAGGAAACGUGCACGUGACAUUGAGAAAUCGAAUGAAGAUGCGGAGGAGGAGCCAGCGCUAUUCCCUGAAGCUUUCCCUACGCCCAAUGUGGACGACGGUGACAAGGACGACGCUUCAGAGGAUGAGUUCGACCUCGAGACGACAGCUACACGCAAACGUCCGCGUCAACAGAUGCCGCACAAGGCACCAAAGGAGCAGACCAUGCAAGAAGCUGAGUUGCAGAGUAUGAAGGUUGCUUUGGACGCGCAUGAAGACCUGCCGAAGAAGAAAAGGAAGAUCCAACCUACUGAUGACAACUCGCAAGACUCGCGUGCUAGCACAAAAGGCAAAGGCUCCAAGGCUAAGGCUAAACCAAAGGCGACAAAGGCGGCUCCCAAGUCUGCUGCCCGGGGCCCUCGAAAGACAGCGAAGAGCAAAAAGGAAGCUGAUCAUGCUAUCAAACAAGCCUCAUCUCUGUUCCAUGCCAACGUCUUCGUGCAACAAGCCGGCGCGGACGAACCCGACCAGCCUGGUUUCAAUUCCAGAAGGAAGGGAGACGCUCUCAAGGAGCUCAUCGCAAGUGUGCCACUCGCGGACAAGAAACAAGCUCGCUCCGAGAUGGCUUUACUUCUUCAAGCCACCAAGGACUUCGACGGUCAUGGGUCAGUAAAAGCUGCUGGAGGUAAUUGGCUCGUGAAGGGCAUGUCAACUUCGUUGAAGGGGUACCAGCUCAUGGGCGGCGCCUUCAUGCGACGACGUGAGAACGCAGUCGAUGAGCCUCGUGGAGGUUUGCUUGCGGAUCAGAUGGGGUUGGGAAAGACGCUAAUGAUGCUUGCAAAUAUUGUCAACGGACAGCCGCGAAAGGGCCAUCAUCCUCGCACGACUCUCCUUGUUGCUAGCCCAUCUCUUCUGGCGCAAUGGGGCAGGGAGAUUACACAGCACACCGCAUGUGGUCUUAAAGUGAUGCGAUAUGGAUCCGGAAACCGCCUCGACUCUACUAAUGCCAGCGACAUCCUGAGAAGUCACGACAUUGUCCUAACCACAUAUAGCGAAGUGAUGAAGUCUUAUCCCAAGAACGAACCACCGAUUGAAUGCCAGACAGCAGAGCAGAAGAUCGCGUGGUGGAAGGAUGUGUACGAAAAAGAGAGAGGAAUGCUUCACAAGACGCAGUUCCUGCGCAUUGUGCUGGAUGAAGCUCAAGCGAUCAAGAACCACCAAGGUCGUACUUCCAUCGCCUGUCGGGCCCUGAUAGCCCGUCACAAAUGGGCAUUGAGCGGUACACCAAUCCUGAACAGCCUGACGGAGCUUUAUCCCUACUUCAAAUUCCUCGGCGUUCCACAUACCGGCAGUUUCAAAAUCUUCAAGAACAACUACUGCAACAGCAAGAAUGCUGAGAACACGGAGCGACUGCUUGUUCGCCUUUCCCAGUUUAUGCUUCGCCGAACCCACGCCGACAGGAUGUUCAAUGCUCCAAUUUUGAAACUUCCGAUGGCUGGUCAGGGUACGUACUACUGCGAGUUCAAUCCUAUCGAGCGGUGCAUCUACGACAUUGUUCAACAGCGCUUCGCCAAGAGGAUCAACAUGUGGCAAGCCAAAGAUCAACUGAACAAGUCGUAUAGCAACGUCUUGGUGAUGCUGUUGCGACUCCGUCAGCUCACUGCCCACGUGCUCAUGUUGCAAUUUGUCAUGCGAGACCUCUUGGAGAUUGAAGACAUCCAGGCCAUCAAGAACGUCGUCGCAGAGCAGUCAGUGGACGGUACCACGCCCCGUGGUCGCACCAUCAUCGCCGUGCGAAAGCAGCUAGAGAAGCAUGCAAUCGAUGUGAAGAAGAAGGCUGCUGCCGACGCGAAGAAGAAGGCUACUGCUGCAGCAGCCAGAACAGCUGCUGAAGCCGCCGGGAAGGUGUAUGAAGUGGAAGAAGACGAGACCGAAGAAGAAGAAUUAUCAGAACCUGAAGAGGCUUCCGGACAACCCACUGCACAAGAGGGGGCAGGCCUAGGCGGCAGCGGCAGAGAUUUUGGCAAAUCUUACAACUUCAAGCCAUAUCUGAGCAGCCUCAAAGUGGGCGAAAGCUGGGAUACAGCCAAGAAAAGGGCUAAGUGUAGCUGGUGCGACAAAACACCGAAGGACCCCUGGAUCACAGAUUGCGGCCAUCUGAUCUGCUUGAAAUGCAACGAUCUUUCCAACCUCGCGGCAGCUGAACAAGGCAAUGAACAUGCGCCAUGCAAGACGUGCGGGUCAACACCAAAGACGUGCCAGCCGUGCGACAUGGACGACAUGAAUCCGGUAGAGGCGGUAGCCGAAGGGACUCGAUCCAAGAAGAGCAAAGCAAAGAAGCGUGAGCAGCCCCAGGACCGUGAAGACAUCUCGGAAGACUGGCUUUCUAUGGCUGGUGCGGAGGUGCUGCCUUCAGCGAAGACGCUUGCCAUCAAGGCUCAGAUUUUGAACUGGAUGAAGGAGGACCCGAAGGUCAAGAUCAUCAUCUAUACGCAGUUUCUGGCCAUGGUGAAGAUUCUUGGCAAGAUUUGUUCACACGAGGGCUGGGAAGCUGAACAAUACGUUGGCACUAUGAGCUUCGGUGCUCGAGACAAGGCCAUCAACACGUUUGCGAGCAACGACAAGUGCAACAUCCUCUUGGCAUCUCUGCGGUGUGGUGGCUUGGGCCUCAACCUCACCAUGGCAUCACGCGUGAUCAUGGUCGACCCCUGGUGGAACGAAGCCUCGGAGCAGCAAGCCUUCUGCCGCGUCUUCCGCAUCGGGCAGAAGGAAGAGACGUUCAUGUCUCGGCUCUGUGUCAAGAACACAGUCGACUCCAAGUUGAUUGAGAUGCAGGAGCGCAAGACGAAGGAGAUUGGCGAGAUCAUGGAGGACAAUGGCGAUCGGAUGAAGAAGAUGGGCACGCGAGAUCUCAUGCGUCUCUUUGGCAAUACCAACGAGGAUGCCGAGGGCAAGCCGUUCAUUCUGGUCGACGACCCGGACCCGCGUGGUGGUUUCAGGGCUGACCAGGACGACGAGGGCUACGCUGAUGAGUUCUGA